Molecule: messenger RNA, 1293 nt
Organism: Centruroides sculpturatus (bark scorpion)
Lineage: Eukaryota; Metazoa; Arthropoda; Arachnida; Scorpiones; Buthidae
Exons: 3
Coding region: 304-1140 (278 amino acids)
Source: RefSeq, a predicted model, not a curated record
CAAAGAACAUUAACAAGAAAAUUGAAGAAAUUUGUGAAAGAAGGUCAUAUCCAGGCGAGUCAAAGUAAAGAAAUACUUUCAAAGGAAAACGUAAGAAUUCCUAAAUUAACUGUCAGAAUUAAAACACAUAAACAAAAUAAAUGUAGACCAAUCAUAGACUUUAGAUUCACAUUAUUAUAUAAUUUAGAAAUCUUUAUUAAAAAGAUAUUACAGGAUAUACAAAUUUCGAAAUAUGCAGUUAAAAAUGCUGAUGAUUUAAUUACAAAAUUGCAAAAAGGUGUAAUCUUGUCUAAUUAUAAAUUGAUGAGUUUGGAUAUAACAUCUAUGUACCCUUCUAUUACUAAAGAUAUGAUUUUGAGCAGUUUACGUAAGUAUGGUGUUCCUGAUUAUUUAAAGGAUUUAAUUACUUUCACAUUAGAUAAUAAUUAUUUUACAGUGAAGGAAAAGAACUUUUAUCGACAAACAGAAGGUAUUUCGAUGGGCUCCGUAAUAGGACCGAAAUUAGCAGAAAUUUAUAUGCUGGAUGUGGACAUGAUUCUUUCAACAUUAAAUGGAGUUAUGUUUUUUGCAAGAACAACAAAUAUAGAUAAAAGAAAAGAAGAAAUUGAAGAUACACAUAAGAAAUACAUCUUAAAUGGAUAUCCAAAAAGAUUACUAAAUGAUUGGUUCCACAGAUUUUUAAGAAACAGGUUUAAAGUUAAACGUUGUCAAGAAAUAAUAAAAUUGGCUCCAUCCUUAAAUAACAGGUUAUCAAAUAUGAUGAUCAUCAGAAAUAAUGCUAAAGAUAUAUUAGAAGAAGAAGGUGUUGUUUAUCGGAUAGAAUGCACGUGUAACAAUCCUAGUUUUUACGUCGGUGAAACAAAACGAAGAUUAAGGAUCAGACUGUCGGAACAUUUGGCUGCCGUAAGGUUGAAAAUGAGUAAUUCUCCUGUCUUCCAACAUUGUAAUAGUAAUAAUUGUCAGAUUAAUAUUAAUAAAUUAAAAAUAAUUUUUAAGGAAAAAAAUAUUGUAAAGCGAAAGGUAAAAGAACACUUCGCUAUAAUUAUGCAAAACAAUAAUGUUAAUUUAAAUACCGGAAUGUUAACAGCGGCAUGCUGGGAGUUUUUUGUUAACUGUAUAAGUGGCUCUUCAAUGAGUUGACUGUUUGAACGUAGAUUUUGUGCUGUAAGCCCCACUGAAGAGGCCAUAGGCGAAAUGCAUUUGGGAAGCUUGUUAGUAAUGAUGUAAAUAAAAAUUUUUUUCUCUCUGCAGAUUAUUUUCUUUUUUAUACCUUUUUAAACUCUGUUUUUUAAA